Naegleria lovaniensis is the source of this 1257-nucleotide messenger RNA. RefSeq lists its product as uncharacterized. The coding region runs from base 1 to 1257 and encodes 418 amino acids. Lineage: Eukaryota; Heterolobosea; Eutetramitea; Acrasida; Naegleriidae. Gene Ontology annotation, cellular component: cytoplasm. The record is from RefSeq and is a predicted model, not a curated record. The transcript has a single exon.
AUGUCAUGUUUGUAUUCAUCAGCCCGUGAGCGGUAUGGCUUUGAUUUUGAUAUUGACCAAUGGUAUCAAAAAUGUUCGGAAUUUACUCCUUUCACUAAAUUUAUUUUCAUUUCCAAAGAGCAAGCCAGCGUUUUAAAAAGACAGCACGAACAUCAAGUUUUGAAACAAGAAGUGGCACAGAUAUCUCAAGAGGAAUAUGAAUUAUUGAAAAUUCUUGAAAAAGAAAUUGAUGAUGUGUUACAAAAUGAGAAGGAAUUUUUUGAUGAAGAGAAUGAUAUUUCUUGUGCUUUUAUUAGAUUGAAUACUCGAUCACCUAAAGACGCUGCGUUCUCGUCUCAAAAAAUUAAACAAAUUUUAAAAAGAAAAUUGUAUGAAAAAUCCAUGCAAUAUAGAGAACCAGCAUUGCUGUCCAACGAUGAGAAGCAAAAUGAUGAAUUUAUUUCUUUUUUUGAAUCACAAGUAGAAGUGAUGCGAUUUGAAAGUGGAGCUGAAGCACUAGAAAUGAUGGUUGCUUCCAAUAGAGUCUAUGAAGAUUUAUCUAUUGCACUUGAGCACAGAACAGAUCCAUCCGACUGGAAUGUAUUCAUUGCCAUGAGGAAAUGGAUACCAGGUCAUGAAAUUGGCUUGGAGUUUAGAGGUUUCGUCUUUGAAAGAAAGUUGUGUGCUUUAUCACAAUACUUUGAUGCCUUAUAUUUUGAAGAUUUACACAACCAUAAGGAUAUAUAUUUGAAGGCUAUUCAGCAAUUUUUUGAAGAAAGGAAACAUCAACUGCCAUAUGAAAAUUGUGUUUUAGAUGUCAUGGUUAUGAGAAACAAAGAAUCCACGAGUGAUGCUGAAGAAGAAGCACCUCCUUCAGCUCCAACAUUAGAAAAUUUAACUGUUCAAGUGCUAGAGUUUAAUCCGUUCAACAAGUUUACAGGUAGCGCUCUCUUUUCAUGGAUUACUGAUGCUGAUACGUUGCAUGGACGUAAACCGUUUGAAUUUAGAAUUAGAGAAGCGCCUCUCCCAGCACUAAGAAGUGGAUUGCAGGAAAAAGCUUCUGACCAUGAGAAUGGAGACCUUACUUCUCAACAAACGAUUAUGUUUAAUUUAUUUAAUGUGCAAGACGAUUCCAUUUUGCAAGAGCAUGGAGAUUUGAUUGCCAUGGUAGAUGAUUUCAUGAAUAAUGAUCUUGAAAGAAUUAAUGCAAACCUACGUUAUGUGUUACAAAAAACAACAAAGGAAAGUGCUUUGGAAAGGCUGGCUCUGAGCGAAUAA